Molecule: messenger RNA, 399 nt
Organism: Coprinopsis cinerea okayama7#130
Lineage: Eukaryota; Fungi; Basidiomycota; Agaricomycetes; Agaricales; Psathyrellaceae
Exons: 1
Coding region: 1-399 (132 amino acids)
Source: RefSeq, a predicted model, not a curated record
AUGGACCGUCGCCAUCUCCCAGCGCAACAUCACCUCCCUGUGCUUUGUUUGCCCUACUCACCUGUGCCUUCGCCUCUUUCGAGGGGUGGGAGCGUCGAUGCCAUGUAUGAGUCCGACUACACCGUCCUUUUCAUAUGGUUGAGUUCAAACUUUCCAACACCAUUGGAUACGACGGCUCGGAGGAUGGUGGGGAGUAGUGCUAAAGUGUUGGAAAUUCGAGGGGAGAUAGGAGAAGCAAUGGAUGCAGUAUUCGGAUUCGACUCCGCCAAGCUCGCGCUAUCCACGCUGGACAUUAUGCAUUCUCAGCAGAGGAUAUUAAUGCCUGUCACCGACCUUCAGGUUUGGGAGUAUGCGAGGCCGAUCUCGAGGAGAAUGACCCACCAACAGUCCCCGAACUGA